Molecule: messenger RNA, 2496 nt
Organism: Xiphophorus hellerii (green swordtail)
Lineage: Eukaryota; Metazoa; Chordata; Actinopteri; Cyprinodontiformes; Poeciliidae
Gene: emb
Product: embigin
Exons: 7
Coding region: 291-1043 (250 amino acids)
Biological process (GO): homophilic cell-cell adhesion; dendrite self-avoidance; axon guidance
Cellular component (GO): cell-cell junction; plasma membrane; axon
Molecular function (GO): cell-cell adhesion mediator activity
Source: RefSeq, a predicted model, not a curated record
UGCAUCAUUUAUUUAGUUGGUUUCAUAACAGAACAGUUCCCUGUCCUUGUGCGGCUCACAAAGGGAGGCCGCCUGCUCAUGUUACUCUCCUGCCUGAUCCUCUCAGAUAACAGAAAAGCUCUCCAGCAGAAUGUAGCGGCUUUAUCGACUUUUCCAAUGAUGCAUUUGAGACAGAAUUGCCUUUCCACGAGUUUCCCUGCAGGACAAAAACACCCUGCAGUGCAGCAUGAGGACCUGACGGCUGUCUGACUCAAUAACGGGUGGAGUCAUCUUCUUCUGCCACACACAGGAUGCAGAGUGAUCUCACUGCUGCGUCACGGAGGAGCCGGUGGAGGAGGGGCGGUGCAGCGGCGGGGACACAGACCUUCUCCCACAGAGGACAGAGGAACAUCAGCCAUGAAGCAGCUUCCCAUCAACAUCCUCCUGACGCUGGCCACCUGCAGACUCACCAGCUCAGGUUCAACAUUGUGAGUGAGGAACACCUUGGAAAUUACACCUGUGUGUUUGAAAAUGAAGCAGAACUAGAUUUUAUUCUGGCAGUGCCGCAGAUCGGUGAGAGAAGAGAGAAGCCCAUCGUCUCCUAUGUGGGCGACUUUGUGGUUCUGACAUGCAAGAUGGAGGAUAAUAAACCAGUACCAAGAACCUGGAACUGGUUUAAGAACAAUGGCACCGAUAAGGAGCAGCUAUUCGAAGCUCAACGCUACGACAUCACCGUCAACGGGCGCAACACGAAGCUGAAGGUGAAGGAUGUGAGCGAAGCCAACUCCGGCGUGUAUCACUGCGCCGCCGUGUACAACAUCAGCACCAGCACCAGCAAAAUGCACCUGAAGGUGAUUACCAUCUGGGAGCCAUUGAAGCCUUUCUUAAGCAUCCUGGUUGAAGUUGUCAUCUUGGUUACUGCGAUUCUCAUCUAUGAGAGGAGUCGUUCCAAGAAAAAGGAAGCAGAAGCUAAUGGUCCGAAUGCAGACCCAAAGAACACACAGCCACAGGGUGAAGAUGAGGAAGCUGAGGAAAGUGCCUCAGUAAGACAGCGCAAAACCUAAAAGAAGCAAAUUCAAGCAUCUAUUAAAUUGUUAUUUUAUUUUUGAAUGUGAAGAGCUUAUAUAGCAACAUAUAAACAGCUAUUUUUUUGUAAAUGUCUUAAUCCUUAACACCAGCUAAGUGCAAUGACCAUCAUCUAAUCAACUAAUACACACGAAAGCUUUCUGUUUUGACGUUCACUGACCAACAUGUUUCCUGUUGUCACCAACGGCUGAAGGAGUAAAACAUUUAGCCUUUCUCUCCCUCCGGCUCUGUGUUUCAAACUGAGGUUGCCUUCACAUGUUUCCGGUGUGAAGGCAACCUCAAACGGAAGCCGCUGUUCUCUUUUGAGCCUGAAAACUCCCACCCUACAUUUGCAGCUGUGAUGUAAUGAGUUGUGGUUUGUGAGCAGUGCCUUAACUCUCUCAAAAAGCAACCGACUAGCUGCGUUUCCAUGGAAACGCUAAUAUUUUGUCGAUAUUCUGCUAAUGUCGAAGAAAAUUUUGAAAUUGAAAUAAAAAUCGCACAUGAAUAGGCUUGUUCACGCGAUAAGAUAAGUCAUUAAAAAUAAUCGUCUAUUAGAGGAAACGUUCAGGCGUUGGAGUGAUUACAUACGUGGCGUUUUGGGAAAUUGUAGACUUUGAUUUUCCAGAAGAGCUAUGGAUUCAACAAUUUCAAAUGACACACCACUUUUUAUGAACUGUGAUGAUGUGAGAGCCUAGGUGGAGUCAACUGCACAUCGUCCGAAAAAACAAAACAACCAUCCUAAUACUACUUCCUGCCGUCUUCUUUGAGGUUUUCGCGGCUGUUGAUCACGCGACCGGUGUGAUGCGAAGAAAGUGUUUCAGUUUAGCGCAAUAUAUCCAUUUCAAUAGGGCGGAAAAUCUACCUCAUCCUAACUUAAAAACGUUUUCAUGUUUCAUUGAGCGAAUUUAUUUUUGUAAUUUUAGUUUGCACAAUUCUAUGGCUAAUGGAACCUACUGUGGAAAAGCAAAGACCUAGCUGCCAUUCUAUGACUAUUGUGGGCAAAAACAUUGUCGAUAUUUUGGUAAUGCUGAAAACUAAAUUUUGUAAUUGCGGUGUUUCUAUUAAACAAGAAAUGCAAUUAAAAUUAGGGUUGAAUAAAUUUGUUCCUGCGAUAUACCAUUUAAUAAAACAUGCUGCGCCAUCAUCUGUCUUCUACUUCCUGUCGUCUUCUUCCUCUUUUCUGCCAGCGAUAUCAUCCGGUUGUUGUUGAUGCAAAAACCUUUAAUGGAAAUGGGUUUUUUUCCUGAAUUGCCAUUUUGUAAUUGCAAUUCGCUCAAUGGAAACUCAGCUAGUGCUCUCCUUGCCAGCAAUGAUUUUAUUUCUGCCACCUUGAAUAUAGGAGCUUUGGGAGUAACGUCCACAUUGAAAUACUUGUGCAUCAUUGUCACAUUAACGUAUUCAGCCUUCACUGUAUAUGCAAGCAAUAUUAAAGCUACACAAAUUAAAGUU